This is a messenger RNA of Acaulospora morrowiae, 552 nucleotides long. Lineage: Eukaryota; Fungi; Glomeromycota; Glomeromycetes; Diversisporales; Acaulosporaceae. The record is from the annotation of a GenBank genome assembly.
AUGACCCAAGAAUCCAAAAAAUCCCUCGGAACUCUUAGUGAUUACGUCCUUUUAGGAUGUAGCGGGUUGAGGGUUUUACCAUUAUGCCUUGGCACAAUGACCUUCGGGGAAAAUUGGGGGUUUGGUGCCAAUUUCGAAGAGUGUAAAGAGGUCUUUGAUCAUUAUUUUGAGCAAGGAGAUACCGCAAAUUUGUAUACUGGCGGUGAUCCCGCUUCUGCUGAACUUGGCAUUGGGACUGUUCCAUGGGGUUUUCUCGCCGAAGGAAGAGUCAAAGAUAGUUGGGAAAAGAAUUGGGAAAUACUUGAUGAGGUUAAAAAAAUUUCUAAGGAAGUUAAUAGAAGUCCUGUUCAGGUGGCGUUAAAUUGGAUAGCUCAAAAACCUGGUAUCACUUCAUCUUUAAUCGGUGCCAGAACUAAAGCCCAAUUGGUUGAAAAUAUAAAGGCUCUUGAAUUUAAGUUAACUCCAGAACAAAUUAAUAGACUGGAUAACGUCUCCGAGCCUCCAAUGUCAUUUCCGCAGUCCUUUUAUGGUUUUGGUCCCGGCAAGGUUUAA